Molecule: messenger RNA, 309 nt
Organism: Echinococcus granulosus
Lineage: Eukaryota; Metazoa; Platyhelminthes; Cestoda; Cyclophyllidea; Taeniidae
Exons: 3
Coding region: 1-309 (102 amino acids)
Source: RefSeq, a predicted model, not a curated record
AUGGCUGAUCAGGAGACUGGUGCGGGUUUGGCCAUAUCAAAUCCUCCAGCAACCAAGGUGGGUAACAUGCGCAUUGCUCAAAAACAUAGAGAUACUGUUGAGAAACAGCUGUCAAGGUCGGAGUACUUGAAACAAGCCCACGAAUACAACUCAGAAAUAAUAGUUCCACCAAAGCACGAUUUUGAAACUCGGGAGGAGUUGGGAUUCCAUGAUCAGAGCGUCGUUUACAGCCAACAGAAACCACUUCCGCGUAUUUGCAAGGCAUCAAAACCUGCCCAGCCGAUCAUUCACCAACCUCGUAAUGAUUAA